GCACCAUCCCGCGCACAGAGCAGCAAGACUACGUGGUACCUACACCCACACACAUUCCACAGGAUCUGCCAGCAAUGGGCACCAGCAGUGCAAAUUCCGUAUGCACCACAGCUCGACCUCCCACAGCUACAAAUCACCCAACCGCUAUAUCACCAGUGGCCACACGGCCAGCAUCUCCUCUGCAUCCCACCAUGGCAUAUGAUCCUAGCCAUCCUACAGAAGAUUCAACGUGAACACCUACACAACGUUGUUCUUCUUGUCCCCUAUUGGCCAUCCGCUCCAUGGUUCCCGAUACUUCUACAGCUCCAACAGGGCCAACUACUGCACAUUCCCCCCGACCACAUUUGCCCAACCAGCACAACACAACAACAUCCACUAGGCCGCAACCCCCAGUGGUCCCUCAUCGCCUGCUGCGUCAGCGCCAGCAACUAGCAGAAGCUGGACUAAGCAGUGAUGCUAUCUCAAUUGCACUCCACCCAGCAGCACAAACAGCCCGAACCCGAGCCUAUUCUUCUAUCCAGGACCGGUUCAGUACCUGGUGUGAGGAACGAUCCAUUCAGGCUACAAAAGCAGCAGCAGCCGACAUCGUUAAUUUCCUUGCAGAAGGACGGGUCCACCUACACUGGGAGCCGAGCACUAUCCUUAACUACAGAUCCGCACUUCUUGAUAUGCAAGAUGACCCCUCACGACUCACCCACUCUGGGGCAUUCUCAGCAUUCUUCACUGCUAUUGAUCGCUCUGCACUACUCUCAUUCGACAAAUCUGCACCAGAUAUCUCCCCUAUCCUUACUAGUUUCCGCUCACUUGGCCCAUCUGCAACUCUCUCUAUACCAGACCUUACACGCAAAUUGUGCUGGCUCCUCGCUGUCACUGGCUUUAUGCGCCCAUCAGACAUUGCCAGAAUUGAUGCUUCCCGAUUAGCCAUACACGCAGAUCACGCUUACCUAAUAAUUGUUGCUCCUAAGGAACUACGCAGAGGUCGCCGAAUCGAACGGCCAGUCCACAUCCAUAGGCAUCCAGACCCUCUCAUUUGCCCUGUGGACUGCUUAACGGCUUACAAAGCCAAUAUACUCGAUAUAUAUCCAGCAGCCCCAGCAACUCACCCGACGGCCCCUCAUCUCAAAUUCACACCACUUAUCCAUGAUCAACGACGCCCCUUCCAUGGUAUUGGCACUCAACGCAUCUCCAAACAUAUACAGGCCAUUAUGUCCCUUAUCACUUCCUCUCGCCGAAUCUCAGGGAGGUCCCUUGGCUCAGACGCUGCCUCUAAACAUGGAGUCUCUCUUGACGAAGUACUGACACAAGGUUUUUGGUCUGCGGCAGGGGUCUUUGAUACCCACUACCGCAUUAACCGCCGCUCACAGACCAACCUGACGACACUUGCUCUGCAAGCACCUUCUCCACAUACCAGCAGUCACUGCUGUGAUGACUAAUGUCAUCCUGAACGAACGUCUCGUGACGUUCUGGAAACAUUAGUCGAACAGCAGUGACUGCUGCCCUCCCUCCUCUCCCUCUCUUCUGAAAAAUUUUCCGGUAAGGAGCUCAUCCAUAGAGGUACUAGCUCCCUUUUUUUAUAUGUGUCGGAUGAUACUCAGAAGCUCACCCUCCACGUUUCAUUUAUGAUUUCAUCUAAAAUUUCAUUUUAAAUUUCUAUCUUAAUUUCAGUCUUUAAUACAGAAAGGUUCCC
Molecule: messenger RNA, 1687 nt
Organism: Linderina pennispora
Lineage: Eukaryota; Fungi; Kickxellomycota; Kickxellomycetes; Kickxellales; Kickxellaceae
Exons: 1
Coding region: 282-1433 (383 amino acids)
Biological process (GO): DNA recombination; DNA integration
Molecular function (GO): DNA binding
Source: RefSeq, a predicted model, not a curated record